Messenger RNA from Vitis riparia (riverbank grape), 1588 nucleotides. RefSeq names its product NAD-dependent protein deacylase SRT2. The transcript has 12 exons. Gene Ontology annotation, molecular function: NAD+ binding; NAD-dependent protein lysine deacetylase activity. NCBI's taxonomy places the organism in Eukaryota, Viridiplantae, Streptophyta, Magnoliopsida, Vitales, Vitaceae. The record is from RefSeq and is a predicted model, not a curated record. Bases 167 to 1312 code for a protein of 381 amino acids.
GAGGGAGGGGCUUCUGGUCGGUACGAAAGCCACGUCUCGGCCAAACCGAUAUUAUUACUCAGUUCUGAGAAACCGAUAUCAUUACUCAAUUCUGAGAAUCGAAGCUCGCAGGCAUAUUUUGUACGAGAGUGAAGAGGGAAUUGAUUGGAAUCAAAACCAAAGGCAAAUGACGGUGUCCUCCACCUCUAUCUUCAGAAGUGUGAGGAAAGUGUUGGGGACAGCAGUGACAGAUACUAUACAAUCAAGUAGCAAAAAUUGGCAAUCACUGUUCAGAGUAAGAAGUGUCCUACCUUUCCAGGAUUCUGUGAAGUUUGUCCAAACAUCAUGCCGAAUCUCAGUUCCUGGGACCUCAUCAGAAAGUGAACAGAAAGUGCCCUCAAACUUUCUAAGGGACAAGAAGUUGAUUCCUGAAUCAGAUCCUCCAAGCAUUGAAGAUAUCAAAUUUCUAUAUCAAUUCUUUGAUAGCAGCAAGGUUGUGGUAUUGACCGGAGCUGGAGUAAGUACAGAAUGUGGCAUUCCUGAUUAUAGAAGCCCUAAUGGAGCUUAUAGUUCUGGUUACAAACCAAUUACCCAUCAGGAGUUUGUACGUUCAAGUAAGGCCCGCAGGCGGUAUUGGGCAAGGAGCUAUGCUGGAUGGAAACGAUUCAUUGCAGCACAACCUGGUGCAUCUCAUAGUGCAUUGGCAUCUUUAGAAAAAGCUGGUCGGAUAAAUUAUAUAAUUACGCAAAAUGUUGACAGGCUGCAUCAUCGUGCUGGUAGCAGCCCACUUGAAUUACAUGGAACUGUUUAUUCUGUAGUUUGUUUAGAUUGUGGUUACUUGAUCAACCGGAAUUUAUUUCAAGAUGAAUUGAAGGUCCUUAAUCCAAAGUGGGCAGCAGCAAUUGAAAAUCUGAAGCAUGACAGCCCUGGGUCAGACAAGAGCUUUGGGAUGAAGCAAAGGCCUGAUGGUGAUAUCGAGAUUGAUGAAAAAUUCUGGGAGGAGAAUUUUUGCAUUCCCACUUGCCACAAAUGCAAGGGGGUAUUGAAACCUGAUGUUGUCUUCUUUGGUGACAAUAUCCCCAAGGAUAGAGCUGCUGAAGCAAUGGCAGCUGUGAGAGGAUGUGAUGCUUUAGUGGUAGUUGGAUCAUCUCUGAUGACCAUGUCUGCUUUCCGACUUGUCAGGGCUGCUCAUGAAGCAGGGGCUGCUACUGCAAUUGUGAAUGUAGGUAACACAAGGGCUGAUGAUUUCGUGUCCUUGAAAAUCAAUGCACGAUGUGGGGAGAUACUGCCAAGAUUGCUAGACAUUGGAUGCCUAAGCAUACCUGUGAUCUAGUGUUGAUAUCAUUAAAAGUUAAGUAUGGGAACAAGUUGGAAACAGUCGCACAAUGGAGUUGUCCAUGCAGAGACCAUUUGACUCAAAAUGAAAGCAAAUCAGUGUGUUCACAAAAGGAGUUGUGCCUUAAUACCUUCUCUACCCUACUUGUAUUUGUAGCCCACUCACAUUGUUUUAUAUCUAGCCAAAGCCAGGAAUUGUUGUGAUAUAUCAUGUGGAAAUGUACAUUUAAUAAUUUAUCAUUAAUUUCUAUAUCAAAUAAUGGUUUUUAAGAAA